AUGGAUAAAUUUUGGAUAUUUUGGGUUUUCGGUUUUUGGAAUUAUGGGACAGAUGCUCAAAAUUUGACGGCGACGACUCCAAAAACUGUGAUAAAAGUGGGAAUUGCAGCUGCUCAAAAAACUCAAGCCACUUCAAUUGGAUUCAAUAUUUGUGGUGGUGCUCUUCCACUAGCAGAAGAAUAUUUACGAAAAAAUGGAUUCGUUGGGAAUUUCGAUUUUGAAUAUCACGUAGAAUACACAGAAUGUGAUCUUGCCAGUACCAUCCGUGCAGGACUCUACUUCAUGCAGAACAUCAGUGUAGACGUCAUAAUUGGACCACCGUGUUCCGAAGCUUUAAGAUCCAUGGCCACCCUUGGGACCCUUUACAAAAAGCCUGUGUUAGGGUGGGGAUUUGUUAGUCAAAGCGAUUUGGCUGAUAUGACGCGAUUCCCGUAUUUGGUGACAGUGUUGCCGACUUCGCAAACUCUCGGCUACGCGACCAAUCGACUUCUAGAAACCUACAAAUGGGACAAAGUCGCUCUACUGUACUACAAAUCGGAUAUCGAUUACUGUCAUGGAGUGAUGAACGAUGUGGAAGCGGCUUUAAAUGAUGCCACCUUAUAUUCGGUUCAAGUUGUGUUGAAAGCCGAACUAGACGUUGCUGAUAACGAGACAUCAAACGCGGUGAUGAAUUCGUUGAAGAGUCGAGUGAGAAUUGUCCUCUGGUGUGCACAAUUGGGCGGAGAGAAACGAGAUUAUAUGAUUCGAACGGCUCAGUUGGGUUUGGACAAUCCGGAAUAUGUUCAUGUGAUGCUCUCCAUGAGAAGUAUCGGAUUUGGUGUGCAGACGUUUGUGGGAAAAACCACUUUCAAAGAAUCCGGCUUGACACCCGUCUGGGAAGCAUUUUCAAAUGUUAGCGAUGGUUUGGAGCCUUUGGCGAAACAAGGAGCAACUAAUAUGCUAGUGGUGGACCUCAGCAGUGACGUCAAAGACAAGGCCUAUCUCCAAUACAUGCAAAAAAACAUGGUCAGCUACACCCGAUCGCCACCAAUAUCCUGUGCAACUCUUGAAUGCACAAACGCCACGGCUUCUGGAAUGGGAGCAUACGCACGUCAUCUGUUUGACGUCUUCUAUUUAUAUGGAAUCGGCUUGACGAGGUUGAAUUCGACGAGUUCUGCAGUUUAUGAUGAUAUGGGAAAGUUCAUACCGAACUUGGUGACUUCGUUUGAUGGUGAGAUGUUUGGAAAUUUGGAAAUUUUGUGGUCUAAAAAUUUUUCAGGACUCACCGGACUUGUUUCCAUAAAUGCCAAUUUAUCUCGAAUGCCACUUUAUCAAGUAUAUGGAUUGGAUGAGAAUUAUGAGCAAAUCUCACUGAUGAAUCUCACCUUCAACAAUGGAACUACGGUAGCAUACAUCUCUCUGAACUACAAAAACGAGUCUGUCGACGUUUGGCACUUCUGGAACAAUAUGAGACCGUUGGCCACGCCCCUUUGCGGAUUUCUAGGGAAAAAUUGUCCGAUUCCAUUUUGGGACCAAUACCGAGUUUUGAUUUUCGUGGGCGCCGGUCUUAUCCUUUUAAUGAUCACCAUGAAUUUGAUCUGCUUCUACUGUAUGCUCAAAAACCGACGUGACGAGCAGGCGAGAAUUAAUUCCGAAUGGCAGAUCAGUUAUGUGAAAUUGAGAGAAUUAGAGAAACAAAGAAAGGGGACCAGCAAACGGUCCAUUCAAUCGGGGCCAUCGAAUAUUACCGGCGAUUCGAGACAAUCGACGGGAAGCGAGUUUUGUGAGAACUACACUGUUAUGAUGUACGAGAAGGAUAUGGUGUUAACAAAGCUGGAACAUGAGAAUCUCAACAAAUUUAUCGGAUUAUCGAUUGACGGAUCUCAAUUCAUCUCGGUCACUAAACUAUGUUCCAGAGGAUCCCUUCAAGACAUUCUGUCUCGUGGAAACUUCUCGAUGGAUUACUUUUUCAUGUUUUGUAUCAUAAAGGAUAUUGCGGAGGAAAUUUUCCAGGGCAUGAACUAUCUCGGUCUCAACUUCCUUCACAAAUCAUUCCUCCGCCUUCAUGGGAACCUCCGCUCGGCCACCUGUCUUGUAAAUGACUCCUGGCAAGUAAAACUAGCAGAAUUUGGAACCGACAACCUUCUCGAAGAAAUCACCCCAACCAAGAAGCGUUUGAUGUGGGCUGCGCCAGAAGUGCUACGUGGCUCACUUACAGUAUCCCAAAUGGAUCCGAGUGCCGAUGUGUACUCAUUUGCAAUCGUUGCCUCGGAGAUUCUAACCAAAAAGGAGGCGUGGGAUUUGGCGGAUCGAAAAGAGACGUAUGACGAAAUUCUCUACAUCGUCAAAAAAGGCGGGUCAUCUCCUCUACGUCCUGACAUCAUCACAGAUGUGCCUGACGUCAAUCCAGCUCUAAUUGCAUUGGUCAAGGACUGUUGGGCUGAGGAUCCAGAGGAUAGACCGAAUUCUGAAAAUAUAUGUGUUCAAUUGAGAGAUUUGAUGCCAAAAACAAAAACGAAUCUAAUGGAUCAUGUAUUCAACAUGCUCGAGGAAUACACAUCUACUUUGGAAGUCGAGGUGGAGGAAAGGACCAAAGAGUUGACAUUGGAGAAGAAGAAGGCGGAUAUUUUGUUGAGCAGAAUGUUGCCAAGACAAGUAGCGGAACGCCUAAAAGCUGGUCAAACCGUCGAACCGGAGGGAUUCGAUUCAGUGACCGUAUUCUUUUCGGAUGUCGUCAAAUUCACACAACUAUCUCAAAAGUGUUCACCGUUUCAAGUGGUGAAUUUGCUCAAUGAUUUGUACAGUAAUUUUGAUACAAUCAUCGAAGAGCACGGCGUUUAUAAAGUCGAAUCGAUUGGUGAUGGAUAUCUUUGUGUUUCUGGACUACCCACUAGAAAUGGUUAUGCACAUAUUAAACAAAUCGUGGAUAUGUCCCUUCAAUUUAUGGAGUACUGUAGGAAAUUCAAAAUUCCACAUUUGCCAAGAGAGCAGGUCGAAUUAAGGAUUGGUGUUAAUAGUGGACCCUGUGUUGCUGGUGUGGUCGGUUUAUCAAUGCCCCGUUACUGUCUAUUUGGCGACACAGUGAACACUGCCUCGAGAAUGGAAUCAAACGGAAAAGCAUCCCUUAUUCAUCUUUCUGCAGCCGCCCACUCUCUUCUCACCACCCAUUAUCCCCAUCAAUACGAAACAAAUUCCCGGGGAGAAGUUAUAAUUAAAGGAAAAGGAGUUAUGGAAACAUUUUGGGUGCUUGGAGCCGCUGGAGACGUCGAUGUGGUUAGUAUGAGCAAUCGGAGUACUCCACCAGUGACCAAUGAGAGAUGGGGAGGUGGUGCGAGGGCUCCAGAGGCUAGAAGCGUGUCUCCAGAAGUCAGAAGUGUCAGCUCGCAUGGAUCGAGGCCUGGAAGUCAGCAUAUGAAUAAUAAUGAUCCGUUGUAUAGACAAUAUAAGAUGGAUAGUUUAAAAAUCUGA
Caenorhabditis briggsae is the source of this 3447-nucleotide messenger RNA. Bases 1 to 3447 code for a protein of 1148 amino acids. The transcript has 17 exons. Lineage: Eukaryota; Metazoa; Nematoda; Chromadorea; Rhabditida; Rhabditidae. Gene Ontology annotation, biological process: protein phosphorylation; intracellular signal transduction; receptor guanylyl cyclase signaling pathway. Gene Ontology annotation, molecular function: peptide receptor activity; protein kinase activity; guanylate cyclase activity. The record is from RefSeq and is a predicted model, not a curated record.